GAAACCUGGAGGAAGACCAUGGUGAGGGAGUUAAAGACUCUCUGUUUCUGGAGGGCUGUUCUCGCGGAGCUCUUUGGAACGACCAUGUUCGUUUUCAUCGGCAUCUCCGCUGCGAUCGGGAAUGGAAACAGCAGCUACCCGGACCAGGAAGUGAAAGUGGCCUUGGCUUUUGGGCUGGCCAUUGUUAUCCUGUCUCAGAGUUUGGGCCACAUUAGCGGAGCCCACCUGAACCCUGCUGUGACCCUGGGCAUGGUGGUCAGCUGCCAGGUCAGCGUUUGUAGGGCAGUGUGGUACAUGUUAGCCCAGAUACUUGGUGCGGUGCUAGCUAGCGGCAUCGUUCUGGGAGUGAGGCCAGCAGCUGUCGAGUCACUUGGAUUGAACAAGCUGAAUGGAGUCAGCCCAGGACAAGGCUUUGGAAUAGAGUUUCUCCUCACUCUCCAAAUGGUCCUGUGCGUCCUAGCAACUAUGGAUAAAAGGAGAACUGACAUCGUUGGUUCUGCACCGUUUGCAGUUGGACUCUCCGUGGGUCUGGGACAUCUUGCAGGUAUUAGCUACACCGGGUGUGGAAUCAACCCGGCCCGAUCUUUUGGUCCAGCUUUGGUCACUGUGGAGUUUGAAAAUCACUGGGUGUUCUGGGCUGGACCACUGUGUGGUGGUGUUGUGGCUGCGCUCCUCUACGACUUCCUGCUGUGUCCAAGGGGUUCUGACUUUGCUGGACGGCUGAAGGUCUGGUGUCAUGGUGUGGAAGGGCUGGAUGGAGAAACGGAACCACUGCUAGAGGGAGCUGGUGGAGAGCAAUCGGAGAAACAGUAAAAUGGUCACUUCAUAUCUCGAUUCAGUUGAUGUAUAUUGGCUCUAAAAUAAGUUGUCUUGUUGGUUCCU
This is a messenger RNA of Colossoma macropomum (tambaqui), 882 nucleotides long. Its product is annotated as aquaporin-1-like. Bases 19 to 813 code for a protein of 264 amino acids. Gene Ontology annotation, cellular component: membrane. Gene Ontology annotation, biological process: renal water transport; carbon dioxide transmembrane transport; hyperosmotic response. Gene Ontology annotation, molecular function: ammonium channel activity; water channel activity; glycerol transmembrane transporter activity. NCBI's taxonomy places the organism in Eukaryota, Metazoa, Chordata, Actinopteri, Characiformes, Serrasalmidae. The record is from RefSeq and is a predicted model, not a curated record. The transcript is spliced from 5 exons.